AUGGCUUCAUACCCAACCUACUACCUCUUGACGGUAAUGGUCUUGGCGGCUGUCGUUCAGUCCCAUCUUCAUAUCAUCUACCCAGGCUCGCGCGGCGAGAAUCUCGUGAUCAACGGCACCGUAGCCGAAACCAAUGGGCUGUCGAUCGGCCUCGCCAACGGAACCGACAACCCCAUCUACCCCUAUGGCAUGCAAUGGCAAUACCCCUGCGGCGGGCUGCCCGUGGGCCAGAACCGGACCUCUUGGCCCGUCCGCGGCAACGGUAUCCUCUCGUUCCAAAUGGGUCUCCAAGCCGGCCAUUCCAAGGCCCUGCUCUACGUCAACAUGGGCCUGGGAUCCCUCCCCCCGAACCAUAGCCUCGUCAUGGUCCCCGUGUUCAAUAUUGACGGCCCGACCAAUGCCGAGUAUCACGACAGCAUCUGCCUCGACCACGUGCCGCUGCCGGCAAAUGUCACGGUGAACCCGGGGGAUAAUGCCACGAUUCAGAUAGUCCAGGCGGCCAAGCAUGGAGCUGCCUUGUAUAACUGCGUCGACGUUACCUUUGUCGAUAAUCUCGAGACCCCGUCGCUGGACAGUAUCGGCUGCUCCAAUUCCACGGGCAUACACUUCAGCGCCGUCUCGACGAAUGCUCCCCGACGCUGGGGCUGGUACAACUACGGCCAGAUGAUUGGGCUCGGACUCGGCCUGGGCUUGCCGCUCUUUAUCGCCGUGGUCGUGCUGUCUUGUCUUCUCGCCAGGGCUCGAAAGCAACUCAGGACGCGUGAGAAGUUGCCCGGUUGA
This is a messenger RNA of Pestalotiopsis fici W106-1, 780 nucleotides long. RefSeq lists its product as uncharacterized. The transcript has 2 exons. The record is from RefSeq and is a predicted model, not a curated record. Bases 1 to 780 code for a protein of 259 amino acids. Lineage: Eukaryota; Fungi; Ascomycota; Sordariomycetes; Amphisphaeriales; Sporocadaceae.